UGUGGUGCAGUUCGGAGUCGAUAGCCGGCUGACAAAAGCGAGCGCGUGCGCAUUCUUGGAUGUGCAGCCUGGCGCAUGCGUUGUAACCGCGCAGCCGCGCAUGCGCACUCCGUGUGUCCGGUGGCAGAUCCUCAUCCUGACAGACAGAUAGAGGGAUGUGGGCGCAGAGCUGAUACCGGCGCUACCGGCUGAGACCCGACCACUGGGGCUACUGACACGUACUGUAAUGUAAUAAACAGACCAGAUCCAGCAACAUGGGCCGACGACGUCACCCCAUUCUGUACAGCGCCCCUUUCCCCUUGUACUCCGUGCGCAUAGACCCCAUAAGGGGAAUCAUCAUCACAGCCGGCGGGGGAGGAGCCUCAAAAACUGGCAUCAAAAAUGCUGUGCUUUUCCUGGAACUGGAACAGAUUUCGGGCAGACUCAGCGCGUCCCUCCUGCACUCGCUCGACACUGAGACCAGAGCCACCAUGAAUAUGGCAGUAGCCGGGGAUGUGAUCGCUGCCGGACAAGACUCCAACUGUCACAUUCUGCGCUACCAGGUCCAUUCACAGGACGAGAGGAGGGACAAGAUGAAACAGGAAAAGGCUGGAACCAACGACAGAACAUCCAGAAACAGAAGGUGCUCCAAAGCCAAUAUUGAGGGGGGCAGCGAGGGAACCAAAAAUGAGACCCCCGACGUCUCUAUUGAGCUUCUCCACACGGUACAGACCGACACCAGCACCGACACCCUCCAAAAAGCCGUGUACUUCAACCAGGACUGUACCAAGCUGCUUACGGGGGGAGUGGAUGGCUACCUGCGCGUGUGGGAGUUCCCCGGGAUGAAGAAGCUUCUGGACUUCAAAGCUCAUAAUGGUGAAAUUGAGGAUAUUGCCUUCAGUCCAGGAAACCAGGUGGUGAGUGUGGGACAAGAUUUCCGCUGUUGUGUGUGGGAGGCAGAUCAGCUGCUCCUGGAGUUGCACUGGAACGAGAACCUGCCCAAUAUCCCUGAUAAAAUGUACCGAUACCGAGCCUGCAGAUUUGGGAAAGUGGCGGAUCAGAAAGAGGCGCUGUGUCUAUACACUGUUCAGAUCCCGUAUAAGAGAGAGCGACGCCCCCCACCCUGUUACAUCACUAAGUGGGACGGACUUCGUUUCCUGCCCCUCGUUACCCAGCCGUGUGGGAAUGAAGUGAUCUCCUGUCUGACAGUCAGUGACUGUGGCAAGUUCCUGGGCCUGGGCACGGUGACCGGCUCUGUGGCUAUUUACAUUUCCUUUUCUCUGCAGAGACUGUACUACGUGGAGGAAGCGCAUGGCAUUGUGGUCACAGAUUUGGCUUUCUUUCCGGGGUCCCAACGAUGCCGAACUCUCCGGGGGAACAAUGAGACGGCCCUGCUGAGUGUGGCUGUGGAUAGUCGCUGCAAGCUCCACCUCCUGCCCAAUAGACGAACGUUCCCCGUGUGGCUGAUGUUGCUGCUGUGUUUCAUAUGUGUGAUCCUUGUGCUGCUCCUCCUGCAGCAAAUCUUCCCGGACUUCCUAUAGAGACCCCGACCCGCAAGAUACUCGCACACGUUGUCCAGAACUGUUUCAUGGGCCCCUUACAUGGGGGCGCAGGAGAGACUGUAAUGGGGCCACUCUCCGUAGGGUUGGUGAGUUCAGCCUCUCUGUGUUGCUGCACGUGAUUGGCUGUUAGGGAGUUGAUCAUGUGCAAGAGAAGGAAUGCCCCCGGGCACAGUGGGGCUUCGGAGCAACAAGUCUGCCAUGUUUAUAUGGGGAACCCACAAAAUUCAAAGCUAUGAAGGACCCAGGGGUCUCCCUCUUUUUCUGAUGGACUAAAAAACUCUAAUGUCUUAAUAAGUACCCCAUUUAUUACCCCUCCCCCCCCCAAACACACUGAGCCAAACCCAGUCCCAUCUCUGCCUAAAACUCCUUUGCUUUUGCGUUUCCCAUCAGCCACUGGUUCCCAAGUGGGAUUGAGCGUGCAUCAUGGGUAAUCCUAGUGAUUCUACAUGGCGGGUGGGGAAGCUUUCCAUUUUACUAAAAAUACCCAUUUUAAUGUAACUUUUCCUUUAAAUCUGUCAUUUUAUUCAUCUCUGUGUGUGCCAGGCAAUUGGGGGCAUGUUGAACCCAGAGAAUAUUGGGGGAACAGCAGCUGCCAGUGUGUAUAAAUAUGUGCCAGGCUAUGGGGGGGACGGAUGCAUUAGCCAGUAAAGAUUUGGGGGGCUGUGACUGCUCGAAGCACCUUCUUUCUAUUUAUGUCAUUUUAAAAAAUUAUAAACAAUGAACUGGAUCUCAUUAGAAA
This is a messenger RNA of Xenopus laevis (African clawed frog), 2280 nucleotides long. It is a transcript of the gene preb.L, whose product is annotated as prolactin regulatory element binding L homeolog. The record is from RefSeq and is a predicted model, not a curated record. Gene Ontology annotation, biological process: endoplasmic reticulum to Golgi vesicle-mediated transport. Gene Ontology annotation, molecular function: guanyl-nucleotide exchange factor activity. Lineage: Eukaryota; Metazoa; Chordata; Amphibia; Anura; Pipidae. Bases 255 to 1520 code for a protein of 421 amino acids. Gene Ontology annotation, cellular component: endoplasmic reticulum membrane. The transcript is spliced from 10 exons.